Scophthalmus maximus (turbot) is the source of this 3775-nucleotide messenger RNA. It is a transcript of the gene asb1, whose product is annotated as ankyrin repeat and SOCS box containing 1. Gene Ontology annotation, cellular component: ubiquitin ligase complex. Gene Ontology annotation, biological process: protein ubiquitination; intracellular signal transduction. NCBI's taxonomy places the organism in Eukaryota, Metazoa, Chordata, Actinopteri, Pleuronectiformes, Scophthalmidae. The record is from RefSeq and is a predicted model, not a curated record. The transcript has 5 exons. Gene Ontology annotation, molecular function: protein binding. Bases 1172 to 2236 code for a protein of 354 amino acids.
AGCUGCUGACCCGUCCGUUUAUUUUUAGGGCGCCACCUCUAUGACACUCAUGUGUCUGUGGUCCGCAGCACCGAGCCACGGCUGCGCGCCUCUCUGGUGUGCGUUACCCACCCGGAAACGACUCACUCGCAGAUGUCCGACGCUUCAUUCUGCAGCGUGAACGCCUGCAUGCACCCAGUAUCCUAUCACCUUAACACCCGGUCCAUAGGAACAUGGAUAUACGUGCUAUUACACUUUGACCUUUACAAUGACCUUACAUCAGAAGAGUACAACAAACACACGUUCUAUUAUGGUGCAACUUUCACCCCCAAUUUUUUUUUUACCAGAUUUAAAUCUCUGUGCUUAUCCUUUUUUAAAUUAUAAUGACCCAUAUCCUCUCAAAGAAUGUUAUCACCACACAACUAAAAUGAUAUAUUUUUUGAAGGACAACCAGAGAAGAACACUGAGGUCGUGCUUGGAAUUUGUUUGGAGUUGUCGUUUUUGCACUGGACAAUUUAAUCCUCUAAAAUCACCAACGCAAUUUUUGACCCGUUGAAAUUUGACUUUUUUCUAUUGUCCAACAAAAUAACUAGUAUUUGUGGUACUUCUCCAUAGUUGUAUUAUAACACCGUGGGUCUUUAUUUCUUCAUCUGAACUGGCACAUGGAGACUGUAAAACAUCUAGAUGUUCCAUGUUGGGAACACUUGAAGUCACAGAAAAUAAUGAUGAAAGGUUCUAUAUAAAUAGAAUAAAAAAUGUUUUGCAGGUCAUUGGAUCCUGUUAAUCCUUACAGACCUCAGUAUUUCUGAUUGGUUUAUGAUCAUAAACGGGUUUUUUUGUGGAAUUCAAUUAUCUAUUCUCAAAAUAGUAUCAUAAGCAGUUUGCACAGACGAAGGGUCUCAGUCCAAAGUGCUGCGGGUCGAAAGCUGCGUGUUCCCUUUAAAUGCGCGCGGCGGAGCGCGGGCAGGAAAUGGGCGGCGGCGGCGGCGGCGGAUGACGUCAUCGACGCGACGCGGUCACGUGUGUUUAUUUGUUUUGAUGCAUCCUGUCUGAUCCUGAUCGUCUGGUUCCCCUCCCCUCCCCCCCCCUGGGAAGACGGUCGUGCGUCGGUGUGCCGCCGAAGCGACCGGUUGUUCCGGGUGUGUCGGUGCAGCCCAACCCCCCUUUCCCCCCCCCACCCCCACCCCGGAGCAUGGCUGAAGGUGGUCCCGAGGCACCGGCCGAAGGCGACGACCCGCCCAGCGUCAGUCACUUCCCCCCGCUCAUCACUGUCUCCAGUCUGCCCAGUGCCACCGCUGCAGGCCGUAACCUGAAGGAAUGGCUUCAGGAGCAGUUCUGCGACAGACCCCUGGAGCAGGAUGACAUGCGGCUCCACAACGCGGCCCACGUGGGAGAUCUGGACACCCUGAGGCGCCUGCUGCAUGAAGACGGCUUUGGACGGCGUAUCAACGAGAAGUCCGUGUGGUGCUGCGGUUGUCUGCCCUGCACCCCUCUGCGGAUCGCGGCCACGGCCGGACACGCUGCCUGCGUGGCCUAUCUGAUCGCCCAGGGAGCCGCCGUGGACCUGGUCGACGUCAAAGGCCAAACGGCCCUGUACGUGGCCGCGGUCAACGGUCACCUGGAGUGCGUCCGGAUACUCCUCGAGGCUGGAGCGGACCCCAACGGGAGCCGACACCACCGCAGCACCCCCCUGUACCACGCUGCCCGGGUGGGGAGGCUGGAAGUCCUGCAGGAGCUCAUCAGGUUCAACGCCGACGUGGACAUAGACCACCAGCUGGGCCCCCGGCUCCUCUUGAGUGCCCGCACCCUCAGCACUUUGGUGGUGUGUCCUCUCUACAUCUGCGCCGCCUACCACCACCUCCACUGUUUCCAGCUGCUGCUCCAGGCCGGCGCGCAGCCCGACUUCAACUACACCGGGCCUGUCUGCCACCAGGCUCUGGCCCGCGGCCUGGCCUCCUGCCUGCUGGACGCGGUGCUGCGUCACGGCUGCGAGGCGGCCUUUGUCCACCUGCUGCUGGACCAUGGGGCCAACACUGCCCUCCUGUCCUGGGAUGAGUCAGAGCUGGAUGCUCCUCACCGAAGGAGGGUGGAUCCUGAGGCACUAAGGGUCUUCCUGGAGGCAAAGAGAAGCCCCCGCAAGCUGACGCACGUGUGUCGGAUCAGGAUCCGCAGAGCGAUGGGCAAAAGUCGCCUAAAGCACAUCCCCUCGUUGCCACUGCCGGAGGCCAUCAAGAGCUUCCUGCUUCACCAAGACUGACGACCUUGCAGCGCCUGACCUCCGACAGAGCUCAUCCCACCCGAUCGAAAAACGACCCAGGCCUCAAAGACGAGCCACACGGUAGAGCUUUUUUGUGAGACCACUUUGCUGAUUGCUCAUUGAUUUCCAAUGAUGAACAGUCAUUAAUAUUAUUUUCCCUACCAUCUUCUGGUUCUUAUAAUCAUGAAUUAAAACGCUUCCUAAUGUGCUGCUGUGUCCUGAAUUGUGGAAACUUGUGUGUGUAAUGUAAAUGUUUGCAUUGUGACUUUUUCCAAAUCAGCAGGUCAUGUCCUGGUCUGACUGCAAGUGUCGCGUUUCAUCUCAACAUUCACAGCGAGAAUGUCAUUUGGUUUGCAAUUGAAACAUGCAAUGCAGUAAACAUCCAGUUCAGAGGCAGAGCUGAUCGAGCUCCUUUGAUUGCUCAUUAAUCCGUAAUAAACCUAGAGUUUAAGCCCUUUACCAACACUCAGCCAGUUUUGAGUUCAACCCAGCAUUCUUAAAGGUGCCAUUUUAUGCAAUAAUCACUUUCAGUGUUUGCUAACCACUGUCGUUUUUUUGUGGACUGGCUAAACCCUACAGCCUGGCUCUGAACGACUAGUCCAGAUUUCCCUCCCACUGUGAUGUCACAGAGGGGCUCUUUCGGGGUAACCCCGUCUGCAAUCUGAUAAUGUCCUCUUCUCUGGUGAAGGGACGUGACAUUUCCUACACGUUUUAAAACCGGUUGACCAAUCACAACAGACUGGGCCAGCUGGCCAAUCAGAGCAGACGGGGGUUUUAUCCACAGAGGGUGAAAAGAGGAGCUGCAGGACUGGGCAGUAUGAGAACACUGAUGCUUUUUCUGAUCAUUACAGCAUGUAAACCUUUUCAAGUGGUGACCCAGAUUAAAAGUAUGGACCUGGAUAUGAGCAUAAUAUGUCACCUUUAAGUUUGCACUGCAGAUCAUUCUAUUCUAAUUUUUUUCUUCUGAUGCAUUAACCACAUAGAUCAGUCUGACCGGAAAGGGGUGGACCACGCAUAUGUAUAACUAUUUACAUUGAGCGCUGAUGUGGUGUUUUUUUUUUUGGCUGUAUGCCUUAAUGUUGAGUUUAGGAAAAAAAUGGUCUCCAGAUCCGAAACUACAAAUGAUAAACCAGAAUGAUAUGUGAAAUCCCACGUGUUCAAUGUAAAGGUACAUUUAUAAAACCUUAAAUGAGCUAUUUAAGCUCCUGGAUUUCGACUAGAACAAGUUGCAAGUUUACAUUUUGGGUCUUAAUUGUUUAAUGUACGCGCUGCCGUCAAAAGCUGACUUUGUGAACUCUCUGUUGACAAUCUGUUGAAAAGUGAAUGAGAUGUAUAUGUGAUGAGUAGAACAAGUUUGAAUAUAUUAGCCAGAAAGCCGUCCUUAAUGUGAGACUUGUUGCACAUUUGGUGUGUUGUGCAAAGCUGUUGCACCGCUCUUUUUUUCCUCAUUUAUUUUACUGUUCAACAUGUUGAAAUGUCCAUGCAUUUUGCUUUGUGUAUCCAAACCUUAUUUGCAUAUAUUAAAUGCAAAUACCUCUA